AUGAUUUUGAUUGCCGGUCCUGGUGUUGGUAAAAGUGUGUUUGCUGCUGAGGUGUGUCGACGAUAUUCUGAAAAGAAGAAACUUGCUGCUUUUCAUUUCUGCAGAUAUAAUAGAUCAGAUUAUAGAGAUCCUCGAAAAUUGAUAGAAACAUUGGCUAGUAGCAUGUGUGAUACAAUAUCAAACUUUAAAAGUAAACUGAAUGAAGAAUUACAGAGAAACAAUUCCAAAGAAUCGAUCACCGAUGAAUUCUUUGUUUUAUUAAAUAAUCCAUUGCAUUCAUUGGAAGAUUAUGAACCAAUGCUUUUGGUUAUUGAUGCCUUAGAUGAAAGCCAAGUUGACGGCAAAAGUGAAUUGUUGGAAUUGAUUGUAGAAGAGUUUGACCGACUGCCUAAAUGGAUUAAAAUCUUCAUCACCAGUCGUCCAGAACUUCCUGUUCAAAAAGAGUUGAAAGACAUGAAUCCUGUGGAAAUUACAACUCGUCCUCGUGAUGAAAACAACGAAGAAGACCUGCACAAGUAUUUGAGACAUCAGUUGAAUGAUCGGGUGCAGAAAAAUCGCUACCUUCUUCAGUCAUUAGUUAAAAAAUGUGAGAGAUCAUUUCUUUACGCUUAUCACGCACAACUGAGCUUAAAGAAAGAAGAAAUUGAGCUUACUUACGAAAACAUUCAACAAUUGGUCCCUAGUGGGUUAAGCGGUGUUUACACAAAGCAAUUCGAAAGAGUAAAAGAAUUGUUAACGAAGAAAAGUACCACAAAAUCUGUUAUCUCAGAAACUAACUUCGUGCAAUUUCUUGAAUUGUUGGCUGCCUCUCGGGAGUUUUUACCAUUAACUUUCCUGUUUAGCUAUUUAGGAUUUUCUGAUCACAUCAAGUUUGAAGUCCGCAGUAAUAUCAUUGAACAGUUAUCUCAAAUUUUGCCAGUUUACGAUGAUUAUUUGACCGUGUAUCACAAAUCUCUAAUUGAUUGGUUAAAAUCAGAUGGUUACGAACAGCAUGAGUUUACAGUUGAUCCAAAAAAUGGUCAUAAGUUUUUAUGGCAUGCUUGUGAGAAAGUGUUUAAACAAAUUAAGUGGAUGAACAUUUUUGAAGAUCAGAUGGACACUGCUAUGAUUAAAUAUGCUUUGAAGAAUGGAGUCCACCAUAUGAUAGAAUGUCGCGAAAAUGUUCACUUUAGAUGGGCAGUUGAUGUCAAAGUGGUUUGUGCAAGGUUAAUGGGUGUAGAAGACAUUGGCAUACAUACCAUUGACUCUGAAUUGCGUGAAAUCAUUAAGGAGCGGCGUAUUUUCUUGAAAAAAGAUGUACUUGAAGAGCUACUAUUUCAUUUAUUGAUGAAGUCAAUGAGAAUGAGAUAUAAGUUUGGUCAUAGCUUAAUUUAUUUACAAAUUAUUGCAAACGAAAUUGAUAGCAAAAACGAAAGAAGAUUAUUGGCAAGGGAUUUAUUGAAAAAAGGAAAGUUUGUUUGGUUUGAGGAUUUAGACUCAACAUAUUUAACAAACCAUCAUCAUUUGACUGUCUCCUUACGUGCUAACGUUACAUCUCUUUGUGUGUCGUCCAAUGAAGAACUUCUUGCUGUAGGAUAUGAAAAUGGUCAAAUAUAUAUUUUUGAACUUCCUGAAUUCGAACAACGAUUCACUCUUGACACUGCUCUCGAUGAUACAAGGUUAGGAAAUAGACUGGUAACUAGUGAUGGAUCUACUGAAGUAAAGUUGUGGGACGUUAACAAUGGACGUUUGUUAUCAUGUUUACAGUCAGAUGAUGUCGUUAAUCGUUGCUCUUUCUCAGAUUCUGGUUUGUUUAUUACAGCAAGAAAUGAUGUAGGUUUUCAGUUUAAAUUCACUGCAUGGAAUUCAUUAACUUUGCAAAGAAUUGAUCGACGCUGCGUUGUUGAUUACCAAAAACUACAAUGCACCGAUAAAUGUUCAGAGUUCUUUGUUACAGUCUUUGGAUAUCGUUCGUAUGUUUUUCAAUUCCCAAAGGCAAUCGAUAUUUUUGCAAGAAAAAAUAGGUAUUCACUAUCUUCAAAUUCAAAGACAACCCACCAUUAUCGUAGUUGUUUUUGUUAUCAUACAAACCAGGUUGUAAAGCUUUCUGAAAUCACUCAGUUGACAAAAUACAACGAUCAAGGCGAAAUCGAGUUUUGUUUACCAAAUGUUAGUUGUCAAUGUCUUCGUAGGAAUCUUAACAAAGUCCAUCCCAUCUCGUUUAAGGAAUUUUACGUUGUGCCGUAUUUUUCCAAGCUUAAAAUUUUCAAAACUGAUCAUCUUUGGAGACCUUCAUUUAUCUUUGAGAAAUUUAAAAUUGAAUGUUGUUGUUUUUCACCGGAUGGAUCUUUUUUGGCUGCUUUCGCUGUUGGUGACCACGUCAACAUUCAUAUUUGGAGCAUUGAGCGUUGCACUAUUAUUCAAACUGUACCAAUGCAACUGAAGAAUGCAUUUGGAUGUUGGUGGUCAGAUGGUUUACUGUGGAUUUGGGAUGGUUCUGAUCAUCUUUUGAAGAUGUCCACUUCCUCUGAAAAUUUUGUAGAUUCUUCUCAAGCAAAGCAAGUUAACUUUGGGUUUGAACCUAAGAAAAUCUUAACAUUUGGUGAUGUCUUAGUUUGUAAAGACCAUAAAUGUUUUGUUCAAAUUGUUAGAAUUACCAAGGGUAAGAUAAAAUACAACAAAAUACUUCUUGUCGACAGUUUUGAAUUGAAAGCAGCAGCUGUAUCACCUGAUAAUUCGGUUAUUUUAACUGUAAACAAAACAGAAUACACACUAUGGAAAUGGGGAAAUAACAACUAUGAACUUUACUUAAAACCUUGGCAUACUGCAGAAAUACCCAUAACAGCUGUCAUUGAAAAAUUUGUUUGGAAACAGAUAACUGAAAAUGAUCUAGAGUUCAACUGCUGUAUAAGUGAUAGUAAACAAGCAGUCAUAACAUUUUGCAAAGGCAUCAGAUGUAAGGGCAUUUAUGUAAUUAAUGUUCACGAGAAUGGUGAUGUGAAUGAGAUUUUGCAUGAUGUCGGGAAACUAUAUUUGGAAUCCAACCUAGUCGUACACAAAUCUUAUUGCAUUGUAGUGUCUUUUGAGUCAUUGCGUGCUGUAGAUUUAAAAAGUGGUAAAGUAUGCGCUAAAUUUCGCGAAGGAGAUUAUUUCAUGCCUAAUAUAACUAUGCAUUCCAACACAGGAACUUUAGCUUUGGUUGACAAUAUAGAUUGCCGAAUUCAAUUUUUAAAACUUAAUGUUCCUGAAUAAAUACAUCAACUCCAACUUUAAUAGUAAAUUCAAAAAGCUGUUGAGAAAAUUGAACAUAGAUGUUGAUGGUCGUAAGGAUGGUUGCUUGUUUCCACCUACUAUAGUCUUCUACAGAAGAAGUAUAAUUAUUCUACCAGGCAAUCUUUAAGAAAUUAUGUAUAUUUACCACAAAUAAAUUUGGACCAAUUUUGCAAAAGAUCUUUUAAA
Xenia sp. Carnegie-2017 is the source of this 3438-nucleotide messenger RNA. RefSeq lists its product as uncharacterized. The coding region runs from base 1 to 3231 and encodes 1076 amino acids. The transcript is spliced from 2 exons. Lineage: Eukaryota; Metazoa; Cnidaria; Anthozoa; Malacalcyonacea; Xeniidae. Gene Ontology annotation, molecular function: protein binding. The record is from RefSeq and is a predicted model, not a curated record.